AUGGAGAGACAACAGGAGACUGACGAUCACGGCCAAACUCUGAGCGGUGUCCGGAACGCCGCGGUUCAGUCCGACCAGAGAGAAAAUCCACACAUCAAGGAGGAAGCGGAAGAAAAGGAUGUGACCAGCCUUCCCUUCCCUCGCAUCCUUGUGAAGAGUGAAGAUGUGGAAGAUGAAGCUCAAGUCCUGCUGCUCCACCAGAGACAGCAGGAGCCUCCACCCAGUUUGACUCAAAACGUGAAAGUAGAAGCAGAUGGUGACAACUGUGGAGGACUAGAACCAGCCAGCUACUCCGAUCCAGAGCUACAGUUCGACCACCAGAGGUCGCACUCGUCCGAUUCUGACACUGAGGACAGUGAAGACUGGAGGGAAAACAGCAACAGUCAGUCAAGUUCAAAUUCUGGAAGGGAGAAGAGGGAUCAUCAGAAACUCCUGACCUGCCGUGGAUGUGGAAAGAGAUGUUCCUCCAAGGCUGGGCUGACUCAGCACAGGAAAGUAUGCACUGGGGAUGAUUUUACCUGCUCAGCGUGUGGAAAGUGUUUCGCCAGCAGAGUGCAAUUCAAGUUUCACCUCAGAGUUCACACUGGAGGGAAACCCUUCAGCUGCUCGGAAUGUGGAAAGUCUUACGGUCAGCAAAAGCAUCUCAAGGAGCACAUGCGAAUACACACAGGAGAAAAACCCUACAGCUGCUCGGAGUGUGGCCAAAGUUUUAGGUGUGGCAACCAGAUGAAGUAUCACAUGAGCAUUCACACUGGAGAAAAACUAUCCUGCUCACACUGUGGAAAAUGUUUCACUUUAACAAGUAAUUUGAAGAAACACAUGAGAAUACACACAGGAGAAAAACCCUUUGCCUGCUCAGUUUGUGGAAAAUGCUUCAGAGAAAGCGGUCAUCUCAAGUAUCACGUGAGAAUUCAUGCCAAAGAAAAACAACUGACAUGCUCAGAGUGUGGAAAAGGUUUCACGUUCAAAAACAGACUGAAGAAACACUUGCAAACACAUACAGGACAAAAAACGUUCACCUGUCCAGAAUGUGAGAAAUGCUUCGCUCAGAGAGGACAUCUUGACUUGCACAUGAGGAUACACUCGAGGGAGAUGCGACUCGCCUGCUCUGAAUGUGGGAAAUGUUUCACCAAGAAAGCUAAUCUGGGGAGACACGAGAGAAGCCACUCGCAGGACAGUGUGUCGUCCACCCACUAGGCUGUGAGUCCACAGACAAAAAUAAACUUCACUUAUGCUAAUACGGACCCGGAGACUCAAGAAUCUGUAUAUGUUUGAACUGGUUUCUUAAGUCUGUUUGU
Synchiropus splendidus (mandarinfish) is the source of this 1298-nucleotide messenger RNA. Its product is annotated as oocyte zinc finger protein XlCOF6.1-like. NCBI's taxonomy places the organism in Eukaryota, Metazoa, Chordata, Actinopteri, Syngnathiformes, Callionymidae. Gene Ontology annotation, molecular function: RNA polymerase II cis-regulatory region sequence-specific DNA binding; DNA-binding transcription factor activity. The coding region runs from base 1 to 1197 and encodes 398 amino acids. The record is from RefSeq and is a predicted model, not a curated record. Gene Ontology annotation, biological process: regulation of transcription by RNA polymerase II. The transcript is spliced from 2 exons.